Molecule: messenger RNA, 1233 nt
Organism: Aspergillus nidulans FGSC A4
Lineage: Eukaryota; Fungi; Ascomycota; Eurotiomycetes; Eurotiales; Aspergillaceae
Exons: 2
Coding region: 1-1233 (410 amino acids)
Biological process (GO): DNA transposition; DNA integration
Molecular function (GO): nucleic acid binding; DNA binding
Source: RefSeq, a predicted model, not a curated record
AUGCCUCGCGGCGGCUUUCAUCCAGUAGAACUCCGUGUCCAAGUUCUUACUUUAUCAGCUAUCGGAUUUAGUACAGAGAAGAUCUCAAAAUCUUUGAAUCUCUCUCCUCGUACGGUCCAGAGCAUCGUAAAGAAAGGCAGAGAUCGUGGCUACCGGCCGGAAGUAAGCCUGCGCGUGCAGCUUGAAUUUGUUGAGGAUAGAAAGCGAUCUGGCCGGCCUGUUGAGAUUACUGAAGCUACUCAGAAUACUGUUAUUACUUCAGUAACUGCAGAUCAAGCAGGGCGCGAGAAAUCAUCAGAAAUUCUUGCUUAUGAAGCUGGUAUCUCCCAUUCUUCUGUUCUUCGUAUCCUUCAUUCUCAUGGCUUUGUUAUUGCAAAACCUUCCUGGAAGCCUGGUCUGACUGAAGCUGCUCGUCUUAGGCGUCUUGAAUUCUGCCUUGCCCACCAACAUUGGACAUUAGAAGACUGGAAACGCGUGAUCUUUACCGACGAGACUGGUAUUAUUCUUGGCCACCGCCGCGGAGCAAUACGAGUGUGGAGGACUGUGAAAGAUUCACAUACAAGGAAUUGUGUACGGAGGCGCUGGAAGGCCUGCUCUGACUUCAUGGUAUGGGGUUGCUUCUCAUAUGAUAAGAAGGGCCCUUUACAUAUCUACAAGCCGGAGACUGCUGCCAUGCGGAAGCAGGCAGAUAUAGAGAUUGAAGCCAUGAAUCGUGAGCUGGAACCUCUAUGCCGGGAGGAAUGGGAGUUGGCUACAGGUCUUUCUCGUGUUCAUUUACGCCCAAAUCGCGGCCGUGUUCCUAAAUGGAAUUGGAACAAGAAGAACGAGGAUAGCGCGCCUGCCCACUGUCACCGAAUCCAGCAGCAUGUCUAUAAAGCAGAAGACGUGCAAAAGAUCCUUGACUGGCCUGGCAAUUCACCGGAUCUCAACGCAAUUGAGCCGUGCUGGGCUUGGAUGAAGAAGCGUACAACAUCCCGCGGUGCGCCCCGCGAUAAGAAGACAGGAGAAGCAGAAUGGAGGCAGGCUUGGGCGGAUCUCCCACAGGAGACUAUACAACACUGGAUUGAGCGUCUAAUUCGUCAUAUUCAGAUUGUUAUCGAGCUAGAAGGGGGUAAUGAAUACAAGGAGGGCCGUGAGGAUCGCGAUACGCGUAGUUGGGCAGGCAGGCGGAUUAAAGGGCGACUAUCACCACGUGUAGACCUCGCUCUACAGCCAAUAGAGGCCCCUGAAUAG